AUGCGUUUCAGGUGCGUAUGCAAGUCUUGGUCUGCUCUCACCUGUAACCCUUUGUUCAUCGAAACACACCGAAACUUUAAUGGCAGAAACCACACUAAUCUCUUCCUCACCACUUGGGACCGAGCCACAAAGCAACAGCAGUUCUUCUCUAUACAAAUCGACCAAGAAGGAAGUCCACUACCAGGUACCAACCACCUUCUGAAACUUCCAACACCACUGACCAAGUAUCCUACUGUCUACAAUGCCCACACUAUCAAUGGCUUAGUCUGUCUUUACUUUCCGCACACAUCGAUUCCCAAUCGAAGCAAGUAUGACUUCCGUGUUCAUCUAUUCAAUCCCUGCACUAGGGAGUCCAUUGUUCUUCCUUAUUCUAUACGCAUAUCUGGCACCUUUCAUGAGACAAACCACUUUGGGUUCUGUCCUCUUACAAAUGAGUAUCAUGUUCUUCAAGUGAAGAAGUUUUUGAACAGAGAUAUGAUGGAAGAUUCUCGUACAAUAUUUGGGAAUUCUAUUCAGAUCUUCAUACUGCGUAUGAAUUCCUGGAGGGGGAUAGAGGUAGAUCACAAUGAUCAGCCUUUCGAUUUUCACACGUGCCAGUUCCAUAGGAGAAGUGUGUGCAUCCAUGGAGCCUUGCAUUGGUUACAUGGGACACAAGAUCUUAUAGUGGUUUUCGACCUUAAAGACGAGAGGUUUAGAGUGAUCCCAUUUCCUAAAGAUUAUAAUUAUCAUACUGUUUAUUUUAGCCCUACUUUUGGGAGUAUAGUUGAAGUGGGUGGAUGCUUGGCUCUAAUAGAUGACAAGGAGUCGAACCAAAGUAUGUUGAGGUUGUGGAUUUUGAAGGACUACCAAAAUCAAGUGUGGGUAACGGAGACUAUCAUUUUUCCCUCUUUGUGGGAGUCCACUUUCCGGCCGGUUCCUUUCGGUACAAUUCACACCGGGGAGCUCCUGUUCCAGUCACCAGCUUUGGUUAAACUUGAGUCUUCUAAUGUGAGGGUUCUUCUAUACAAUAUGAAGAGUAAAAGUUUUAGGACAAUUGAAAUAAUCUUGCCGGAAUGGAUAUUUCCGAGUUCUCACACUAAGUUGAGGUUAUUUCCUAGUUUCGUUGAUAGCAUCGUCCACUUGAGCAUGUAA
Fragaria vesca subsp. vesca is the source of this 1131-nucleotide messenger RNA. Its product is annotated as F-box protein CPR30-like. The record is from RefSeq and is a predicted model, not a curated record. NCBI's taxonomy places the organism in Eukaryota, Viridiplantae, Streptophyta, Magnoliopsida, Rosales, Rosaceae. The coding region runs from base 1 to 1131 and encodes 376 amino acids. The transcript has a single exon.